This is a messenger RNA of Exophiala spinifera, 234 nucleotides long. RefSeq lists its product as uncharacterized. Bases 1 to 234 code for a protein of 77 amino acids. The record is from RefSeq and is a predicted model, not a curated record. Lineage: Eukaryota; Fungi; Ascomycota; Eurotiomycetes; Chaetothyriales; Herpotrichiellaceae. The transcript is spliced from 2 exons.
AUGGCAGAGAAGCAUGUUACCAUCACGAAAUUAUUCGAGACCUUCACGGUCGAGCAGAUUGCAAAUAUUCUAGCCCUGUCACUCCUCUUUCAGUAUUUGAUUCGCCUUGAGCAACUCGUUGAUGGCAUGACUACAGCUCAACAAUGGUGCAAGGAAACCUUGUUCGACGAGAGUCAGGCACAACAUGUUUUAGACCUCGAAAACAGCAAGAAGGACAAGGUUGAUCAUUCUUGA